AUGGAGAUCAAGACUUGUGCACCUGAUUAUUUCGCCAAUAUUAUUGAAUCUUUACCAGCCAGGCUGUUUACAAAGAACUCUAUUUUCCUCAGUAACCGGUGCCCUUUCGAGAGACUUCGAUCCAAUGUUAAUCACAUUUCACGAGAAAGUACUGAACUCUACGUGGAGAAAUGUGAUGAUGAUGUUAUUCCUAAUUCUCUUAGUGUUGGCACGCUUUCCCCGAAGGUGAAAUACAUAGAAUGGGUCGCUGAGGUUUAUGCCGAUUCUCCAGAUCUUUUUCAAGCUCACAUCAUGCAUCAACUCAAGCGUGCUUGUGAAUUAAUUAACAACGAUUUUAUUUUUACAAUUACGAUGCAAGACGAGAGUUUAAGUUCGCUCGUAAGGAUCAUCAUGAAGGACCAACUAAAGUUCAAAACGGCUGACUUCUUUCAUAACAAGACCCUGAGAGUGUAUGAGACGGACAUAACCGCAAAAUCCCAACUUUGAAAUACUCCACUCACCCUAUCCUGCUUUAAGACAUUUCAAACCUGCUUUGCUGACUCGUCACCAGUCUUUAUUCUUCUCUUUUGCACCAGCGAGUGCCGAUCGUGUUGGGUUGUGGUAGCGUUAUUUUCAAUGUAGCUGAGAAAGUUGUUGAUGAUCUUAAUGUGGCCUUUCUUGGUGCCUCUGCAAGGUAUAUGUAGUACAUGUAUUGAAAGAAACAUUCUUACUCCUUUGGCAAGGGACUGUCAACUUCCUUUUAAGAUGUACAGUCAGUAUUAAUCCUUUGGCUCCAAUGAGUGACUAAGGCAGAAUUUCUCCUUACAAUAUCAAUACAAUAUCAGGUAUGCAAGUAAUGAGAAUAAAGAAAAAUACCAGUCAAGAAAUUCUGAGUUCAACCACUACCAAAUUCUCUGAACUAACAUCACAAGAAUUUUAUGGCAGACAGUAGGGAGAGUUGCUUAUAAGAACCUUGCUAAGAUUCUUAUUAAGAUUCUUAUCACAUCUGCCUUAUCGCAAGUAAACCACUCAAAAGAUCCAUUAUAUCCACGUGUUGGGUACUUUAAGAAGACACCUCUGACAGAAACAGAGAGGUAAUCCUUUCGUAUUUAUCUAUGAAGUUGUGACAUACUAAAUCCUCCUUUUCUGUCUCCCGAACUUUGACACUGAUUUUAUCAAGCAAUCAACAGGGAUUGAAAUACUUGAGGAAGCUUGCCAUAGAAAUUCUGAGGUUCUUAAGUAUGAAGGUUUUAUAUGAUACUGUAAAAACCAUCCCUCGACCCAGGCCGCCUCGUCAACACUAGUUAUUUUGCGCUCUGCAUGCUAAUUUAUUAUUCAGUCUGCGAGUCACAUUGUUCGAGUUAGUUAUCAGUUGUCCGUUGUCAGUCAAGUUUCGCAGUCAAAUUUCGCUUCUACGGCCCUUAUCCCGUCACGUCUGGUACGUUCUUUAUUCUAGUUGUGUUUGCUUAUUAGUUUAUGCUUCCUUGUGUUCGAUUUCCCCAAGUAAUUUUAUUUUAUUCAUCUAUUUAGAAACCACAUUGGCAAUUACGUAACUAUGGUGAGACAUUAAAUCGAAGUGAAAACCUAUUGCUGGUGUGCGUCGUCUAUAGAUACUACAUUUACAGCUGGUUUGUGAUAAGCAUUUUUUUUAAUUACAAUAUACAUGCGUGUCAUUCAAAAUUCCAUGUUAAUAUAUUUUUGUCCAAUUUACUAAGAUCAGAAACAUUCAAUAGAGUUUAACGCAUUCAAAUUGAAAAUUUUUACCAAUAUAAGGAUAGCUACAUUCUGUUUUAUAUUUAGUUGACAGAACAUGCAAAUACUGAAUUAAAAAAGGAUGAAGUAUAUAUGCUAUGGGUUGCAUCACAGACAAGCCUUCCAGCUGCAAAAGCAAAAUUUAUUAUGUUACUACCUACUUGUGGUAUUAAAGCAUGUGCUAAAUAUCAGUUUCUAGAGGAGAAUGAUGAACAGUGCAGAAGCCUAUGUGUACAGAAACCUGGAACUGCUGGCUUUUAUGUCUUACAUGUUACAAGAAACAGCACCAAGUUUUCAGCUAGAACAGCUUAUUAAAGGAAUAAUAGGUUGAGCUCCUGACUAGCUUGAUUUUAUGGCCACUGUGAGUGUACUGUUGUACAAGAAGAUGGAAGUCAAGUACUUCCGGUGUGUGUGUGAUAUAUGGUUAUGUGAUGAAUGCCAAUGCUGAGAGCUGAACCUUGUCCCAAAAACUCAUGGUAUGGAACACUCCAAUCGUAAGGUAUCAUUUCAAUAACUACAGGCAGUAUUUAAAAAACAAGAUAAGCAAAAAGUUGUAACAGAUUGAAAGAAAUAUCAUUUUUACUUUAUCUUUCUUUUUAGUGAAGCAAUGACUUCACCCUAACAACAUCAACAGGGACAGUGGAAUAUAAAUUCCUGAAGCGUGGAUGCCCACGAUCAAAAACACAACAACCGGAGAGACGUACGACAGCGGACUGCCGAGGAUCGAAACGCGCCAAUCACAGCUGUGGAAAAAACAACCAGUUACAGCGGAGCAUCCUGCUUUAUAAGAAUGCCCGAAACCUGUCGAUCUUAUCGCCUGAUGAAGAUUGGCAGUAUGCAGUCGAAACGUCGCGAUGCACAUCAUAAGGGACGACAUCAUGUGACAAACGUUAAUACUUUAUUAAUAAGACUUGAACUAAAAGUUGUAACGGACUGAAAAAAUAAAUUUUACUUCAUCUUUCUCUCUAGGGAAGAAAAUAUAUAAUUUUAUUCUUGAAACAUCACAAGCUUCAAAUUUGCCAAAUGUGAACCUUCCAUAUUUUUUUUUCUUCAUAAAAACAACCAACCCC
This is a messenger RNA of Pocillopora meandrina, 2801 nucleotides long. Lineage: Eukaryota; Metazoa; Cnidaria; Anthozoa; Scleractinia; Pocilloporidae. The record is from the annotation of a GenBank genome assembly.